Messenger RNA from Colletotrichum fioriniae, 1023 nucleotides. RefSeq lists its product as uncharacterized. Lineage: Eukaryota; Fungi; Ascomycota; Sordariomycetes; Glomerellales; Glomerellaceae. The record is from RefSeq and is a predicted model, not a curated record.
AUGAGGCUCUGGUCCUCGAGCCUCAUGGGGACCUCCCUCCUCACGGUUCUCGCGGGGUCCGGGCCCGCCCUCGCAACGGUCCCCAUCCUAACAGAAGUUUCUCUGAAAGGCUGCGCCGAUGUGGACUGCCCGCCCGGCGCCGUCGACGACCUCGUCGGCGAGUCAAACUGCACCCUCGCCGGCUCCGUCCUCCGUCGCGUCGGCAUCGCCCCAGAGGUCCUCGACAUACCCAUAGACGACAACAACACCACCGACAUCCGCAAACUCUCCCUCACCGUCGCCACCCUCGCAAACUCUCCCGCCCCAGCAAACUCCCCCAGCUGGAUAAAGAAGCAGCUCUACACCCAAUCCUACUACCUCGGCGCCCCCGCGGGACUGAACCUCUCGUCGGAGAGCUACCCCAAGGGAUGCGCCCUCAUCUUCCAGCACAUGUUCCAGACCUUACCCACACCGCACGAGGUGCCCGACCUCGACACUACAGACUGCAGCUCCUGGCUCCAGCAGUCCUGCAUGGACGAGAUCACGGGCUACGUAGACGACUUCCGCACCGCCCACUCCAAAGACGAGACGCUACCCCGGUGCCAGGAGAUCGCAAUGUACCUCGAGGAGCGGACGCGCACAGACAAAGACUUCCACUGCAACCUCGUCGCCGGCGCCGUCAACAUCACCGGCGUCGACAUCAUCGGCCCGGACGCCCCCACCGUGCUGGCGCAGGACGCGGGUGACGCGGAUGACAACAAUGACUGCCACCCGACGCUGCCGCAGUCGUACGACAUGUUCAAGCUGACCGACGUGGAGCUGAUUCUUGACGGGGACGGAAGUACCACGAAGCCGACAGGCGGGCUGAACGGGUACACGCCCGUCAUGAGCGUCUUGUUUGACAAGCUCUUGUAUUCGCAGUGGAUUUGCAUGAAGACGAUGAGUGAGUACGACCAGGAGAACGCGAGCGCGAGGACGAGUACUCCUGUGGUGGCGGGCCUGAUUAUGGGGCUUGCGACCUUGGUAGCAAUUAUGAUGCUAUGA